This is a messenger RNA of Asparagus officinalis (garden asparagus), 673 nucleotides long. RefSeq lists its product as uncharacterized. NCBI's taxonomy places the organism in Eukaryota, Viridiplantae, Streptophyta, Magnoliopsida, Asparagales, Asparagaceae. Bases 18 to 542 code for a protein of 174 amino acids. The record is from RefSeq and is a predicted model, not a curated record. Gene Ontology annotation, molecular function: cysteine-type peptidase activity. The transcript has 3 exons. Gene Ontology annotation, biological process: proteolysis.
GGCCAGAUGUGGAGUCCAUGGGCAACCAAUAUGGGGUUGUAUCGACUUUCUUCUGCCAUAGUCUUUAUGCAGUCACCCCAGAUUUUCCACAUCUAUACACCUCUUUCAUACAAAAGCAUGUUGCCGCAAGGAAGAAUGUACUCCUUAUCCCGCUUGUGCGUCAUGACCACUGGCAUGUGGCUGAAGUAAGGUUGGAUGAGGACGUUGUCAAGCAUUAUAGCUCGGCUGGCCAUAGUGCAUACGUUGAGCCAGUAAAUAAAGUAAUUGCAUUCAUGGACCAUAUGAAGUCUGGUUUCGAUCCGAAUAAUAUUUGGAGAAAGUUCCGAUAUGAAGCCGUCCCUUGUGAGCAACAGACUGGAAUCUUUGAUUGUGGUCUUUUCGUUCCUUUAUAUAUAAAGGCUAUAAUUCAUGGGGUUGAUACCACUCAAGUCACUAAUCACUCUGACGAGUCUGAAGUCAUCCGUGCCAGGCUUGCAGCUGAACUCCUAAUAGAAGGAUGGGAACAGAAAAAUCAAGGGGAGACAGUGGAAAAGGAUGGGUGAAUGAUAUCCUAAAAAGUGUUGUGUACGAAUUCAUUGAAUUGGGAACAAAACUAACUGGCAUUUUAAUUUAGUUAACAUUAUUGCAGCUUUGUAUCAUUCUCUUUGACAGUUAUUCUACUGUUUGUGUAACU